Molecule: messenger RNA, 2661 nt
Organism: Macrosiphum euphorbiae (potato aphid)
Lineage: Eukaryota; Metazoa; Arthropoda; Insecta; Hemiptera; Aphididae
Source: the annotation of a GenBank genome assembly
AUGGAUCCCAAUCCACCAAGGCGUGGGAGAGGUCGGGCUCGUGGGGGAAAUCCUCCUCCUCCUAAUCAAAUAGGACAACCACGAGGACCUCCUCCUAAUCAAAUGGGACAACCACGAGGACCUCCUCCUAACCAAUUAGGACAACCACGUGCACCUCGACCAGCACAGGCACCACCAAGGCGGCCACAACCUAGAAAUGUGCCAGGCCAAUCUGGUCCACAAAGUGUUGAACAAGUAACAAGUGGAUUAGAAAACUUGAAAACAGGAGAUGCACUAACUCCAAUUGGUCGAGGAGCAGUUCGUGGUCGCAAACCUAUAGAAAAUACGUACUAUAGGAUAGAGAGACCAGAAUCGUCAAAAUCUAGUGAUGGAAAAUUAGGUAAAGGUGGACAAGAAAUUCAGUUGACAUCCAAUUAUUUUCCGAUAACCACUUAUACAGAUUGGACUUUAUACCAGUAUCGAGUUGACUUUAACCCAGAACAAGAUAAAGUAAACAUUCAAAGAGGCCUAUUAGGUCCACACAAAGCACUUUUAGGACCACACAUAUUUGAUGGAACAAUGUUGUUCAGUAGCAAAAAAUAUAAACCAGACACUUUAGAGCUGACAUCAAAACGAAAUUUUGAUGAUGAAAUAGUAAUAAUCACUAUAAAAUUUACUCAAACCAUUGAGAAGGGUGAUCAUGCUUCCAUCCAAAUUUUUAAUUUAUUGAUACGUAAAGCCUUAAUGAACUUAGACCUGUCAAUGGUUGGAAGAAAUUAUUAUGACGAUAAAGCCAAGAUCAAUAUACCAAAACAUAGGCUUCAACUUUGGCCUGGUUAUGAGACUACUAUUUCAAUGUAUGAUAGUGGUUUAUUAUUACGGGCAGAAAUUUCAACAAAAGUCAUGAGGGAAGAGACUGUUUUAGAUUUUUUAAGAGAAUGUGCUGAUAAUAGAAACAGAGACCCUCAAUGGAUGGUGAAAUUUAAAAUGGGGGUGAUUGGUAGUACAGUGCUGACACGUUAUAAUAACCAAACUUACCGAAUCGAUGAUGUCGACGAUACUUCAAGUACCAAAUCAACAUUUAAGAAGAGAGAUGGAUCGAGCAUAUCUUACAUCGACUAUUAUAGAGAAAAACAUAAAAUAAACCUGAGCAAUCAUCAACAACCAAUGUUGGUAUCAAAGAAAAAAAAAUCAUUUCAAAUUGAAGGUGAAGAAUGUGAGCUAGUCUACUUAGUUCCUGAAUUGUGUACUUUGACUGGAUUAACUCAAAGGAUGAGAGAUAAUCGUAAUCUCAUGAAUGAUUUGGCGGUGUAUACUAGGGUAGGUCCCACUGAAAGAAUCAGCAAGUAUAACAAUUUUAUAAAUCGAGUUCUUACUACACCCAAGUCUGCAGAAACUCUAUCUCAAUGGAAUUUAACAUUGAGUAAUAAACUCGUUACAUUUAAUGGUCGUGUAUUAACACAAGAAACACUGCAAGGAAGUCAAAUCAAAUAUCCGGCUGGUAAUACAGCUGAUUGGACAAGUAGCUUACGUAAUACAGCUAUGUUCACUUGUGCUGAAAUAAAACAGUGGGUAGUACUAGGCCCACAAUCAAAUGGUGGCCAAGUAAGGCUAUUUAUCAAGUCACUUUUAACAGUUGCAAGUAAAAUGAAAUUCAAUUUACCUCCACCUGAAAUAGUUGAUUUAGAUAUUUCAAAUAUGAGACCGUAUUUAACUACUUUGGAUAGAGUAAUAAAUCAAAUGAAUCCGUCAUUUAUUUUAUGCGUCAUCAAUCGUAAUGACCACUACCAUGUCAUUAAAAGAUUACUUUGUGUCGAUCGAGCAGUGCCCUCUCAAGUAGUGUUGAUGAAACAAAUAGAAAAAAAUAAUAUGUCAGUAUGUACCAAAAUUGCCAUACAAAUCAAUUGUAAAUUAGGUGGAGCACCAUGGCGUGUUGUUAUCCCUGAAAAAAAAAUGAUGAUUGUUGGAUUCGAUGUCUGCCAUGACAAGCAAAAUAAAAAUAAAUCAUAUGGUGCAUUAGUAGCGACAAUGAAUGAUAGCCACACUGCUUACUUCAGCUGUGUCCAACCACAUGAGAGUGGUCAGGAAAUUUCAAGCUAUUUUGCAAUGAGUAUUGCUAAGGCUUUAAUUAAAUUUAGAUCCAUAAAUAAAGAACUCCCAAACAGCAUAAUUAUAUACAGAGAUGGUGUGGGAGAUGGACAGUUAUCAUCUGUCCAUCGAACUGAAGUUGAUAUGGUAAAGAAAACUUGUAAAGAUUUAUACGGGGAGAAGAAAAUUGGAAUUGCAUUUAUUAUAGUUAAAAAACGAAUCAGUACAAGAUUUUUUUGUCGCACUCCUCAAAAUUAUCAAAAUCCACCCCCUGGAACAGUGAUUGAUAAUACUGUCACUGACCCUACUAUGUACGAUUUUUACCUGGUAUCGCAGAAUGUAACACAGGGUACAGUUACCCCAACGCACUACAAUGUUAUUGUAGAUACUUUAAAUGAAACUACUACUACCUGUUUCACACCCGGAAUUCUGCAAAAAAUUACCUUUAAACUGACACACAUGUACUAUAAUUGGACGGGCACAGUGAGAGUUCCUGCCCUAUGUCAGCUGGCACACAAACUGGCAUUUUUGACCGGACAGUCACUACAAAGUGCUCCAAAUCCCGGUUUGGAGGAUUUACUCUACUUUUUAUAA